This is a messenger RNA of Rotaria sp. Silwood2, 2742 nucleotides long. The record is from the annotation of a GenBank genome assembly. Lineage: Eukaryota; Metazoa; Rotifera; Eurotatoria; Philodinida; Philodinidae.
AUGUGUAAACCUACAAACAAAAUUUACUAUCUCGUUAUUUGUCUUUUAAACUUUUUAUCUAUUUCUAAUGUAACUGGUAAUUUUGAUCCGAAUAGAGCUGAUUAUAAUGCAUAUGGUGUCAAAAUAGCUAUGAAUGAAGAUUUUCUUGUAUUAGCUGAAAAUAAAAAUGAUCCUCCAAGAUUUUUUAUACAAUUUGCACCCUACAAUGGUAUUCAAAUGUCAUUACAAUGUUCUACUCAUUAUCCACAAAUGACAGAUUCUUUUAUUUAUACUGUUGUUGUUGGUAAAAAACAAAAUAAAAAUCGUAAGCAUUUUUAUUUCGCUGGAGAAUUAACAAAUAAUAAAAGUGGCAUAUUUGUUGGUAUUGCAAUAUAUAAUAAUAUAAAUAAUAAUUCAUCAUUAUUAUGUAAUACAAGUUUUACAUAUUAUCUUCAAUAUUUUUCUAAUUAUCAACAUCAAGAAUAUUAUAUAUUAGGUGUAGAACCAAAUGGUUAUUUUACAUAUGGAUUUUCAAAUGAAUUUAUAUUUAUAUUUGAUUCACGAAAUACUUCAGUUUUAGAAAUAUGGAAUGGAAAUUUAACAUGGCCAGAUACGACAUUUAUUCCUCAUGCUGUUGAUAUUUCAGAACAUUUUGGUGUUAUAUCAGGAUUUAUUUAUAAUGGUAUACAUUCUGCAGUAAAUUAUAGUCCAAUGAUUUAUCUUAUUAAUUUUAAUUCAUCAAAUAAACAUCCAAUUGUUGUUAAUCAGUAUAAACCUAUUGCUAAUCCUGGUACAUGGCAAGAUUUAUUACCAAAUGCUGAUGCUAAUUUAUAUUCAGCAAAAUAUGAUAUGUCUAUUAGUAUCAAUGAAUAUGGAGAUGUUUUAGUUGGUAUGCAAUUUAUCAAUAGAGUGUUUUUUUUCUAUGUUCAUAAAGCAAAACCAACAGAAUUAAAUUUCGUUAGUAGACAUACAAAUGGUAGAACACUGGGGAAUGGAAAAAAUAUUGUCUGGUUAGAAAAUGGUAUAGCUGCUUUAAUAGUCAAUGUUUAUACACUUGAUUAUGAAUGGUUAUCAUCACAAAUUCACAUUUAUGGUAUUCAAGCAAAUGGCUAUAAUUCAAAUAGUACUCCUCUUUCAGUUUUUCCAAAUAAUCAUCAAAAGUUACCACAAAGUCUUGAUCCAGUAUUCAUAAAUAUCGUUUCAUCACCAUCCUCAUUAGCAUUACUUGAUAAUAAAGGGCACAUAGUUAUAUUUCUUCCGACAUUACCAGGCUAUUAUUUAUCAAUAAAAGAUACAGGAACAAUACCAUUGAUUACAACAUCACAUGCAUGUAUGCCAGGGACGUAUAAAAAUCAACCUGGAAUUCAUGAUUGUACGCUUUGUCCAAGUGGAACAAAAAAUCCAGGCAUUUUUUCUACUUUUUGUGUUCCAUGUUCAUCAAAUUCAUUUUGUCCUCUUGCUUCUGUAAACGAAGUACCUCAAUCAGCAUUACAAACUAUAACUCAAGCUCUACCAUAUCCGAAAUCACCAGAAAGUGCUACAUUUGAUGAAAUUCUCAUUCGAAAUAUGUUCAGUAUAGAAUCAGGUCGCUGUACACUUAUUUCACCUUUAUUUUGGACAUUGAUUGUAGGCAGUUUAGCCAUUAUUGUCAUGAUUAUAAUGGGAUUUUUAAAAUAUUUUUCAAAAAGUCCACUAGGACGAAGAAUAAGAAAGUUAGUAAAAUAUAUAUUUCGACGUACAGAUUUAAUUGGUGAAGGUGAAUUAUGGGUUGGUGGUUUAGCAUCAUUAUGUGUUAUUGUAUUAAUUUGUUUUGCUUGUAUAUUUAGUACAAGUUUUAUAAAACAAUAUCCUAUAGAAACAUCAUCAAAAUCAUAUUUUGAUUGUGAUUUAUCAAUAAAAAAUGCAAAAUUUGAAACAAGUGUACAAUCAUUAGCAAUACCAUUUACAAAUGCUGAUCAAAAAAUGUUUGAUUUAUUAAAUAAUCAAGAAUUUCUUUUAAAUAUUGAUUUUGUAAAUACAGUAAUUAAUUGUGAUUCUGUAUCAAUUGAAGCUCUAUUUGGUAUAACAUGGUCAACAAUACGUUGGUUAAAUUGUGAUAAUAUUAAUUAUACAUUAUCAUUGUCUAUUCCUUUACCUUAUCAACAUAUAUCUGUACAAGUUUAUAUAGAAGAUAUUAAAACCAUAGGAGCUUUACGUAUUGGUCUUAAUGGACAUGAAGUUAAAAAUGGAAGUUAUUUAUUAAAACAAUUAAAUUUUUAUCAAUCAUUUUUUAAAAAUGAAUUUAUAUUAGCAAGACAUUUACCUAUUACUCUAUCAGUAACAAAAGUUAUUAAUGAAACACUAUCAAUUAAAAGUGGUGAAUCAAAUUUUAGUGGUAUUUAUAUUCCAACAUUUACUGUUGAUUAUAAUAGUUUAUUUUUCACUGAUAAUCAAUUUAUUCGUUCAACAUUAACAUUAACAAAAUUAAUUAUUUCAAUUAGUGAAACUCCAUAUUAUGUUAAAAAUUUACAACAACCAAUAGCAAAACCAUCAGAGAUUAUUUUUCAAAAUCUUUUAUUUACUACUGUAUGUUUAGAAUUAUUUGGUCUUAUAUUCUUAUUAUAUAAACUUCUUUUGAAACCAUUAUUUUAUUUUUUUCUGAAGAAAAAGUUUACGAAUCGUAAGACAAAUAUUAACAAUAAACGAUCCAAUGAUUAUUAUAAAUAUAGACACAAAACAACUGGUAAUAUUUAUAUCGACAUGAGUUAUACGGCAUAUUUCUAA